Podarcis lilfordi (Lilford's wall lizard) is the source of this 39254-nucleotide messenger RNA. NCBI's taxonomy places the organism in Eukaryota, Metazoa, Chordata, Lepidosauria, Squamata, Lacertidae. The record is from the annotation of a GenBank genome assembly.
AGCAGGACCAGCAGUACCAUCCGCGGGCGCCCCGAUGGGUACGUAUGUGGGAAGGGCUGGCGCCAGGCGCUGCAGCCGAGGCACCUGUGUGGGCUGCGCGCGUUUCCCGCUGAGGUGACCCCGCUGUUCGUGCGCGCGUAUUCGUCUGCGCGCGUCUAUAUACCCACUUCCCUCCUUAUAGGGUAGCCACUCGUCAGGGCUGCAGCCGUCGAAGGCGACGACCUGCAGCGCAGCAUCCUCGCCCGCUGCCUGCUCAGCCUCUGCUCAAACACCACAGCCAAGGAGAGUCCAGGCAGAAGAGACGGGCGCUCUCCUUGCCAGGCGAGAGGUGGCCGGGCGGGAAAGAGCCGUGCGCUCCUGCAAGCUGCACCCGCUGAAAUAGCCUUUUGCACACAACCGUCCGAACUGCCGUCUAUCAAUGCGGGUGCCCGUGUUACCAAGCGCUCCUGCGCGCCCUGACUGAAUAAGUUGUCUUAGGGGGGCCUUGAGCACUGAGGGGAAGACUUCCCUCAGGAAAGCUACGAGCGCGGGUUCUGACUCAGGCCCAUUUCAGACAGCCUUUCUCAACCUGUGCGUCCCCAGACGUUGUUGAACUACAACUCCCAUCGCCCCUAGGUAGCAAGGCCAGAGCUCAGGGAAGAUGGGAGUUGAGGGAUGAUAGGAGUUGUAGUCCAACAACGUCUGGGGACCCACCGGUUGAGCUCUCCCUCUCUCUCUUCCAACUUGAAUAAAAUAUGGGGGGGGCAGUUAAGCCCCACCUCACAUACCACAGUUCAGCCUUUCUCAACCUGUGGAUCCCCAGAUGUUGUUGAACUACAACUCCCAUCAGCCCUAGCUAGCAAGGCCAGAGCUCAGGGAUGAUGGGAGUUGUAGUCCAACAACAUCUGGGGACCCAUAGGUUGAGAACCGUUGAAACAGGCCUCUUCUCCCCUCCCCAAGAAAAGGGAGGAGAUGCCUCCCCCCUCCCCGUAACUGUAUCCCUGACUGAUCCACACUCCCACCCCACCCCAAACAAGAAUCCUGGGAACUGUAGUUUGCCAAGCUUUCUGAGAGCUGCAGCCCUGCGAGGGGCCAAACUACGGUUCCCAAGAUUCUUUGGGGUGAAGGCAGGAAACGUGUUUGAAAUGGUGCAUGGGCAUGUUGGCUGAAACCGUGAGAAAAGGUAAAGGGACCCCUGACCAUUAGGUCCAGUUGUGGCCAACUCGGGGGUUGCGGUGCUCAUCUUGCUUUCUUGGCCAGCAUGACUAAGCCGCUUCUGGUGAACCAGAGCAGCGCACGGAAACGCCAUUUACCUUCCCACCAGAGUGGUACCUAUUUAUCUACUUGCACUUUGAUGUGCUUUUGAACUGCUAGGUUGGCAGGAGCAGGGACCAAGCAAUGGGAGCUCACCCCAUCGCGGGGAUUCGAACCGCCGACCUUCUGAUCGGCAAGUCCUAGGCUCUGUGGUUUAACCCACAGCGCCACCCGCGUCCCACACGAAACCGUGAGAAGGGACUCUCAGAUGCCUGGGAGCAGCGCGGAAGUGCCCUGGGGAUAUUGGGCUGGGGGUGGGGAGAGAAAGAGAGACACCCCACAAAAAAGUUCCUUUCUGAGCAAGCCAGCUCUCAGGUUGUCUGCGGGCAAGCGCAGGCUUUCAAGGGCAAAUGGGAGGAAUUUGCUGGCCUCGGUUGAUGCUGGGUUCUCUUCCGGUGAGGGUCUGCUCUGCUUUCUAGGCAGCUGAACGGUGCUUUGGAGCCCCCACAAGAACAGCUCAGUCGGUAAAACAUCAGACUUUUAAUCUUAGGGUCGUGGUUUUGAGCCCCACGUUGGGCAUUGCAGGGGGUUGGACUAGAUGACCAUCAGGGUCCCUUCCAACUCUACAAUUCCAUGAGUCUAACGUGGUGCCCUCCAGAUGUUGCUGGACUACAAUUCCCACCAUGUUCGGCCAUCAAGCAUGCUGGCUGUGGCUGAAGGGAGUUGGAAGUCCAGCAAUAUUUGGAGAGCACCAUGCAGUCUAAAGCCAGGCAUGCUUCUUAGAGGCCUGGAGACGUGGUGGGAGAGGUGACUUGCACUUCUGAAAUCUAGGACAGCAGAUCCCAAACUGCUUGAAUAUUGCUGAGUUUUUCUGGAGGACUGCUUAAUUGCUGUUGUAGCAAUUGCAAUGUGCCAUGCCAGACACUCUGUGAAUUGCAUUUUUAUUGCUGCUUUCUUUUCUUAUAGUGUUUUUUUGUUGCAUUAGAAUUCCAAAGAAUUUGAAUUGUAAUGCAGUUAAAAUACAGUUCGAGAAAUAAAAGAAGCAGCAACAAUGCAGUUUAAAAAUAUAUCAAUGUGAAUAUUUAAUGAGGACAUGUUGCUGAAGAAAGACUUGCUUCAGCUUGGGACUCCCACAGCUUGGGAACCCCUGGUCUUGCAACUUCCUCUCACAUAAGUGGCACCUUUAAAAGAUUAACAGAUUUACAACUCCCAGAUUAGAGCCUAAUUCAAUGGACUCUGGUUCACAAAGAUCAAAGGCAGAACCACGGCUUCUUAUGCAAAGGUUUAGCCCCCAACACUGCUUGUCUUUCAUCAGUCACUGCAGGCAGGACUGAAAAAGAUGGGCCAAUGAUCUGGCCCUGAUAUAAGGCAGCUUCCUAUUCCUAAACUCACGUCAUCAUAAUCUAUUGUCAGUCUUCAAGGUGUCACAACAUUCCUUUUCCUUGUAUUUACAUGGCUCUCUGGCAGCUACUCCCAUAUACAGGUUUGCAGUCCCAGUUUUCACCAGAGCUUGGGCGCAUCAAGUUUAAACUCACUCUUGCACUUAGAGGCAAUAGCCUAUAAUGAAAUGCAGAAAAGGGGUGUGUCACAUCAACAUAUUUAGGUUAUUGGUAUUCAUGUAUUCAGAAGUUCAUAUGGAUACUAAAGAGAGAGCUAUUUCUUGUUCCUUUAUACUUUCAGUUAAGUGAGUUGUUUUUCUAAAAAGAUCAACACAAAUACUGAUUUGGCAUGAAAACAGAAGGGUUAAGUAAAUAGCCAACUGAAGAAACUGGGGCUGAUGAGUUUGUUGUCCGGCUAAUGUGCUGGUCUUAAGAUAAUUAGCUAUUAGUGCAUGCAACUGCUACCACCUUUUCCUGGCAGGGCUCCUAUGCCCUUAACAGCUGCAAAACAGACUCAGAUUAAAUGAGUGACACUUGUUUCAGUCACUGUGUUUCCACAGGGAAGGGGUGGAGAAUCAGUUUCAUUCCUCAUCUUUGGAGCAAGUAGCUUUGCCAACUCUCUUGUUGCUGCUCCUUUAAGAGCAGCUAGGCCUCCUGUAAUAAAUAGGUGGUGAUGUUUAGCCAUGAAGCAAAAAGGUAAACCUGAUGGUUUCUGCAUAACAAGACUCUGAGAAAGAGGCCAAAGCAACCUACAUUGUCUUUCUUUCCCUUCCCCCACCCCACCCACAAGUUGACAACCCUAGGGGUGAGUUUAGCUUCAAUUGACUCCAAAAAGACAUCUCAGUUAUGUCCAGUGAAGCCUAUUCUGACAGUGCAUGUGGUUUUAGAAGUGCAACCAAAUGUCUCAUGGUGUGUUCUUGUGAUACAUACUUUUUAUUAACUCAGAUCAUUAGUGUUUAUAAUACUUUUUAAUAAUAUUUUUUUAAACAAAGAGUGUGUAUUUUAAAAACCAGAAUGUAUACCUUUAUGGUGUGUGGGUGUGUAUAUCCACAUGUGCCCAGAGAGAGAAGUAUUUGGACCAUACUGUAUUACUAUUGAGUUAAAGUUACAAUCUAAAUAAUACUUUUAAGGCAGGAAGCUCCACUGAACUUAGAGGGACUUACUACAAGUAAGUCCAUGUCAAGGAAAUAUGACCUUUAUUAGGCCAACCCAAACACCAUGAUGGGAUGCGGGUGGCGCUGUGGGUUAAACCACAGAGCCUAGGACUUGCUGAUCAGAAGGUCGGUGGUUCGAAUCCCCACGACGGGGUGAGCUCCUGUUGCUCGGUCCCUGCUCCUGCUAACCUAGCAGUUCGAAAGCACAUCAAAGUGCAAGUUUGGCGGUUCGAUGCUCGGUCCCUGCUCCUGCCAACCUAGCAGUUCGAAAGCAUGUCAAAGUGCAAGUAGAUAAAGAGGUACCGCUCCAGCGGGAAGGUAAACGGCGUUUCCGUGUGCUGCUCUGGUUCGCCAGACGCGGCUUAGUCAUGCUGGCCACGUGACCCGGAAGCUGUACGCUGGCUCCCUUGGCCAAUAAAGCGAGAUGAGCGCCGCAACCCCAGAGUCAUCCAUGACUGGACCUAAUGGUCAGGGGUCCCUUUACCUUUACCUUUAAACACUAUGAUGUAGUGUCCAAGCUUUUGAGUUCUCCAGAACUCUUAAUCAGACUAGAUGGUAAACAAAGCAUGGUGGGGAUUGAAACUUUUGCAAUAACAUCAUGAAUCUGCAUCUAAUCAGAGUCUUAAAAGAGAAGGUAGGAGAAGGUAGUAAACAUUUAAAUCAGGCUCUUUUAGGUACCGGACACCAAGGCUUACUGAGAAGAGGCAUGGCAAACCUGAUCAGCAUCUCCUGAGGGUGGAGGAUGCCUGCUUUUAUUGUCUCCAUCCUUAGGUGAAACUGCAACUUCCUUGCUAAUUGUAACAGGAAUAAAGAGAAACUAGGCAGUCUUAAUAUUAACCAAGUUAGAAAUUAGUUUUUUCUGACCUUGGUAACAGUGAACUCUAUGCCAUUGCUAUUCCCUUUGUAGCUAAUUCUAUCCAUUUGCACAGGAAUACUUAAAUCCAUCCUGUAUUUCCCAUAUCGGUGCAGCAGUGUUGCACUGAUUCAUAUUGUGCAUGUUCAAAUAUUGACACUUCCAUUUGCAAGUGCAGAAAAGGCCAUUCGCCCCAGAGGCAAACUGUUCAUCUGUGGUAAAGAUGGAAACUGGCAAUCAGUGAUGUAUCUUUCCUUUGUACACAGGAACAAACUUUUGUUUUGUUGUUUUAAGUAGAAGAGGUGAUUGUGUGCUUGAAACAUUUAUUGUGCAUUUAGGUCCCAUUAUCUGAAAAUCAGAAUUUGCCUGAUAGGAUGCUCAGGAGUGAUUAAGCACCAUCAGUUUUGCAUUAUCACUCAAGUGUGUUCCAGCUGUUUGUUUUUAUUGGUUUUUGCAACUUCGUGCAAAAGCUGGUUCUUGCAUCUAUGAAGGGAUGUACAGAACUACCUUAUCAUGGACCAAAUGAGAUGGAAACAGAAUAGCACAGUUUUCCCAAUGGGCACCAUCCACUGAAGUGGAAGUCUGAGUAGGUCCUUAGUUCCACCAAGUAUUUUUUUUUUUGCUUUUGUGUUAUGUCUGAAGAUUAGCUAACCGUACUGCCAGUUGUUUAUGAACUCUGGACCACAUGUUAAUAGCUGCAAUAGCUUUCUCUUACGACCAAGAAUAUAGCUGUGAUAGAAAUAUGCUUAUUUCACAAAUCAGGAUGCUAAAGUACAAAUCCUUCUUGUUCUAGAGUCUUAUCUUCAAGAUAAUGAAGUUGGGUACAUAGUAGCACAAUAAGUGCUGACAUUAGUCAUGCAAACUUUUAAAAGCCUGAGGUGACAUAUACUUUAAUUUCUUUAUUCCCAUGAUAUUUACAAUGGGCAAACUUAGCCGGAAGUUGAGAAACUUUAGAAGUGGGUAGCUAACCCACAGCUUUUCAGAUGUUGGACUAUAACUCCCAUAAUCCCCAAUGAGUAUUGGAGCCUAAUGCCUUCUGGAGUGCUAUAGGUUCGCUACCCUGCUUUAGGGGUCUCAAGAAGCAAAGAGGUCAUUCUGUCACAGGUACAUAUUACCUGUACUUAAGACAUUGGAAUUCUAGGGGCAAAUUCAUCACCGCUAACUAAUGAAAACCCAUUGUUUGAUUCCAGCGGUACUUAGGUAUAACUGCUACCAUUAGUUGGAUUAGGGCCAAUGCGUGGCAAGAGAUAGCAAUGAUAAGAAACUGCACAGUGUCCCGUACAAGGCUAUAUAAUUAAUUGUGCAUAUCUCUGAAGCAGCAAGGAUAAAAAGGGGAGACCAUUCCUUGGAGCAGACCACCCCUGGAAGGGCAAGUUUGGAAUAAAAAUAAAAAUGGAAUAAAAAUGUAGCUUUAAAAUUCCAGAAUUGAAAAAGUGCUUAGGGCAACCAAAUUUGACUAUUGCAUUUCAAGUAUCACACAUUAAAUGUGAAAAGUGCAUCAUAAUCUGUGUGCUGCGUGUCCACGCAACCGUCUUCUUUUAAUUUAAUUUAAAAUUUUAUUAAAUUUUAUUAUGUCAAAACACCUUUAUUCCCCAUCCCCCGGUGGACUAAGCAGAUGAGACCAAUAGUGGGUCCAACAGUCAAGAAGGGAAGUGAGGGGCAGAUGGGGAUCAUCAGCCUGGGAAGGUAGCCCAAAAUCAGAAACAACAACAUCAACAACGCUGAUCAACUAUCACUUAUUUAAAAUUGAAAUCCCUUAUUUUAACAAACAGUUUAAAGGUUUAAUGAAAAUAGGGAAGGGUGGGACCACUGCAGUUGGAAUGAAAGCAGAGAGCAUUGCACAUAUGAUGACUACUUACAUUGCAUUAGGAGGUCAGGAAGACCAAUCAGAUCUGUUCUCCAGUCUCUGUAACUCCUGUUUAAAAAUGGGAUUUUCUUUUAUUGACAACCCCAGUAGAUUCUACUGGGCACCAUUUCAGAUAUUGGAGUGGAGUUGCAGGAGGGUUAGUUGCAAGCAAAUUGGUAAAUUCACAAGGCUGAUAUUUGGUUACGUACAAAAUUAAACGGUGGGAGUUCAGUCUUGGUUAAGAAUUUUGUAUGUGUGUGCUUACACCUCUUAAUAAAUAUUGGAAUAUGAGCUUGGUAUAAAUACUUGCACAUUUUUUAAGGCAAAGAGAUUUUGAGCUCUUGAUCAUGCCUGCUAUAUCUUUAUAAUAGUGAGUAAAUGUGGAAGCCACAGUGAGUUGGCUGAAGGGAGAGAUAGAGAGGAUUACUUAGAGUUGAUCAGUGGUGGAUCACAUUCAAAAGUGUGUGUGCUAUUUCUGCUACACAUGAAUCUGCUGUGCGCUCCACAUAUUUUACAAGAUUAAUGUGCGGAUUAUGAGCGAAUCUACUUAUAAUAGACAUCUGCAUCUUUUAAUCUUUUACACCUUUUUAUCCUAUGAUAUGGAACCUGUGGCUAGAUGGCAUUUAUUAUCCUUCAUGCAUUUCAUAGGCCCUUAAUUUCAUAUUUGGUCCUUAUGUCUCUAUACAAAAAUGUGGCUAAAAUCCAAUUUCCUCAACAGUAAAUUAAAAUAAUGUAUGUGCUCAUUCUACUAUUAAAUUUAUUCAGGCUACUUAUUGCUUUUUCUCCACCAUUCCCCUCACCCCUGUCUCAUUGCAGAGAAAAAUACCGGACCUCGAAGCCGUUCGGUAAGUGUUUGUGCUGCACAGUUUGGAGGGUUGUGUAUGUGCAUGUGUUGCGAGUAUGUUUGAAUUUUGCCUAGAACACGUCUAGAAAGUCUUAAGUAACUUAGGUUCUUUUUUUUUUAAAGCAAAUGCUUCCAUCACUAUUUCCCAUUACUAUUUAUAUGAUUUAUAAAGCUCCUUGCUCAUCCCUCCAGUACUGCAGGAGUGAGUGGCAAGCACAGAUAAGAUGCUGUUCUUGGUGAUUGCUCCACAUAUCUGCAGUUCUCUUCAAUUAAACAUUUGCUGACAUUUAAGCACAAUGCUCUCCUAGAAGCAACAGAACACAUCUUAAAAAACCUUAAUGCAAUAAGGAAAGGUUGAAUGAGCUGGGUAUGUUUAACUGUGAAAAAAGGAGACUGAGAGGAGAUAUGAUAACCACCUUCCAACAUCUCAAGGGCUCUCACAUGGAAGAUGGAGCAAGCUUGUUUUCUCCUGCUCCGGAGGGUGGGACUUGAACCAAUGGCUUCAAGUUACAAGAAAGGAGAUUCUGACUAAACAUCAGGAAGAAAUUUCUGACAGUGAGAGCUGUUUGACAGUGGAACAGUCUCCCUUGGGAGGUUGUGGACUCUCCUUCAUUGGAUGUCUCUCAGCAGAAGUUGGGUGGCCAUCUGUCAGGGAUGCUUUACAGGAGGUUGGACUAGAUGACCCUUGGGGAACCCUUCCAACACUACAAUUCUGUGAUUCUGUGACUCAAGGAUGAGCAAAAUUUAGUUUUGUUUUACAUUUAACUGUUACGUAUCUGGAAAUGAAUGGAAAAGGCUACUUAGAACCAAACAAACAGAGCAGCAACCACAAAUCUAAAUUGUAUUUGUUAGAUGAGCAUUUCACGAUCUUUUCCUACGAAGUUCAGAGCAGCAUGCAUAGGUAGUUUGUUUCCCAUCCAGCUACUCCCUAGGCCUCUAGGCCAGCCUUGCUCCAGGGGUGAAACUGCGCCUCACACUUUCACAUCAUUUUCUGGGCCCUGCCCACACGUUUUUCAUAUUAAUGGACGAGGAAGGACGCUCUGACAAUUCCUGACAGCCAAUACCUGUUCAGCUUAUCAGUUAAUCUUUAAGCAAUGCAAUCAUUGUCUGAUGUACCAGAAUUUCUGGAAACAUGAUUGUAUUAAUGCAAGCUUGUAACUGCUUUGAUGUUUCAUGUCUGGCCCAGGUUUACCCAUGCAAAGCCUAACACGUACAUUGGCACGUGGCCUUAGAAAGUAUCAUGAAAAUUAUGGGUGUGGCAAAACAGGGGAUCCUCCAGUUGUUUACACAAUGUGGCAUUUAAAUAUUUAAUUUUAAAAAAGCAGUCACAGUAUUUUAUAGGUAAAAAAAAUGUCUUAUAUUUUUCCAUCAAUUAGUAUUCUGUAGCUUAUCUUUUUUUAAAAAAAAAAACACAACACAAAACAAUUACCGAGUCUGUCAAGGGAGGAAUUGCAUUAUUUUUCCAACAAGCAAAAUACUUGCUCACAGACUCCAGCAAAAAGUACAUUCUCUUAGCACAAUCUAGCUCUGAGUUGGACACGUUCAGGCCUAUUGAAAUAAUUUUUAAAAGGCUUUAGUAUACUUAACCAAUGGGUUUGAUUGUAGCCUCAGUCAUUAGUUUAUCCAGAAUGCCUGACAUCAGCCCUACAUCUCUGGGCAGCAGCCAAUGGGCUGAUGCCUGCCGCUCUCCCCACCCCCUGUGUUCCCCUUUAGAAGAUUAUCUGGGUCUGGGGGCUGCCAUCUUCAUUUCCCACAAUGGGCUACAAUGUGGGAAAUUAACAUGGCUGCUCUUGGACUCAGCGGCCUGAUGCUGACCCAAGGUCACCUGGAAGAAGUCCACUUAGGUGGGUCCACUCAAACCUGGACUCUGCUCUCCAAAGAGAACAAGGCCUAAGAAGUGUGUGAGUGAAAGAAUCCAUAUUUUCUGUUUGUUGCAGAAAUAGGUGUGGGUUGUGUUGUUGUUGUUCUUGUUUGCUUUCCAGCCAAAUCUGUUUCUGUUAUGUUGUUCCGCUGUGAUAUUAUGUAUUUUAGUCGCCACCUCUCCCAUGAAAUGUCCUAAUUAUUCAAGCUAAUCUUCUUUUGAUUUUCUGUUCCAUCAGCCCGGUUGCUUUGGCUACCCGCUCAGCAUCUUCUUCAUAGUCAUCAAUGAAUUCUGCGAAAGAUUCUCCUACUAUGGAAUGCGAGGUAAUUUUUGCCUUUACUUCUGCUGGAUGCUUGUGGAUAUAGCGACAGAGCGCUUCCUCCCCUCCCUCCUUUCCCUAAUUACUCUCCUUGUUUUCUUUCCAUAGCUGUGCUUGUGCUCUACUUCAAGUAUUUUCUCAACUGGAACGACAAUCUUGCUACAGCCAUUUACCACACAUUUGUUGCCCUCUGCUACCUCACACCUAUCCUUGGAGCGCUUGUAGCUGAUUCCUGGCUGGGAAAGUUCAAGUGAGUGCAAUUUUAGAAUACCAGAAUAAUUCUGCGGAAGACGCAUCUGAAUUGCGUGAAGAGAGUCAAGCUGUUUCAUUUGAAGGGGCAUUACUUAAAAGAACUCUGGGCACAGAGGCCUGUGACAUUGCUUUAUAUAAAAUGUGCACAUAUUAAUUUAUAUGUAUAGAUGCCUCUAGGCAAAUUAAUGGGGUUGAGUAGCUGGGGUCCCACCAGCUUUCCAGUGUCAGCAGUUCGAAUCUGUGUGACAGGGUGAGCUCCUGUUGUUAUGUCCCAGCUUCUGCCAACCUAGCAGUUCGAAAGCAUGCCAGGGCAAGUAGAUAAAUAGGUACCACUGUGGUGGGAAGGUAAACAGCAUUUCAUGGUGUCCUGUUGUGUGAGAAGCAGUUUAGUCAUGCUGAUCACAUGACCCAGAAAGCUGUCUGUGGACAAACUUUUCAGUCCCUCGGCCUGAAAAGCAACAUGAGCGCUGCACCCUAUAGUCGCCUUUGACUGGACUUAACUAUGUAGGGGUCCUUUACCUUUUUACCUUUUUACGUAUACACACAUGUCUGAAAGAUGGGGAAAGGAGCUUUUGUGGAGCUAACAAAAGCUUUGGCCUAAUACUAAGAUGAAGUAGAGCUUCUACUUCUCCCUGUUAACCUCCAGGCAGAUGCUGUGCACUAAUGACAACAGCAAGGCAGGCAGAAAUCCACCAAAUCUACCUCUCCUUGGGUUGAAGACAAUGAGAUUGAAUUUCUGUCUGUUUUGCUUCUAUAAAGAUGUAGGCAUUGGCCUGGGCACAUCAUUCUAAGCUGUCAUGCAGAUGUGCAAAUAUGCAGGCUUCCACAGAGGAGAUGGCAGCUGCUUUUACUUUUUCCUGGAUGUUUUGCUGCUGCACUGAGCAAAACCAUGGCUUGACAGGCUGCAUUCACAGUAAUCAAUUUCCAGCACAAAAAUGUAGCUUUCCUCAAACUUUAAAUCAUUCAUGUUUGUCCUCAACGUGUUGCUUUUAAUGUAGGUUGAUUCUAGAACCUGCCAUUCACAAGGGUUGGUGUGAUUACUCAAUGCACAGUUUGAAAACCCUCCCCUUGAUUAGAUUAUCCUUGUCUUUUCCUCUCUGCCCCUAGUGAAUGAAGCAGGACAUGGGGAUUGUGAUUUUAGUAUAUGCCAACGGUGCAUAUAUCUGUUUUCAAAAGGACACACUGGGGCAGUGUAGAUGCAACCUGCUACGAGCUUGUAUUUUCAGAAUGAAACCAGUUUCUCAAGAAGCACUUUUCAUGGGCAAAAAUAUACAAUGGAAUUUAGAUCGCAUUUGUACUGCAUAGAAAAAAACCCCCAAGUGCUCCAUCUCCAUUGAUUCGAUAAUGAAUGUGUAUAUGUAGCCUUAGUGUGUUGUCUGAAACCAGACUAGCUAUGAGUUCUUUUAACGAGGGUUGGUCUUAUGGUUGAUGGCUUGUGGUUUAUCCAGGGCACCUAAACCACAAGCCUAGAUUCAGACAACAUGCCAAACCAUGGCUUAGUUUGGUACAAUGGCAGAAUGACCAAGAAGCAGUAAGGUGGCUGAAACCUUGAGUCCUGAAGGCUGCAUGCCAAUGCUAAGCCAUAGUUAGGAUUAGCAUGACAUGUAAACUAGGCCAAUGUGUAUUUUUUUUAAAAAGUAAGCUGUAACUUUGUUUUGUUUUGUUUCCUACAUGGAAAUGAAAUUAGUAAGCUUUGAAGUCUUAUGAGACUAGUUACUUAGUAGUUAAUAGUAUUUGUAAAACCUUUUUAUAAAUUUCACAUUUCAGCUUCCAACUCAGACAUGUAUCAUUCUUGGUUUUGUGCAUUUGGGAUGUGUCAUCCUUUUGUUUUACUUAUAAAAUGUAUUAGCUUUUUUUUUUUUAAAAAAAAGUGCUAUCUAUCAUCUAUCUAUCUAUAUCUGUGUAUCUUAUACAAAUAGAAACUGAAGUGCAGAUUGCCAAACAAUUGUAUCGGAGAGAGGAUGUGUACAAGAGCUUGUUAACUAUUAUAAUGAGUAUCAGGCAGGUUGGCCACAACAAUUAAGAAAUGUUCAGGUCUCAUGUUGCCAGUCCCUGCUCGGUUUUACCCUGUGUGAGUAGGAGCGUGUCUUGAAGUUCCUCUCUACUCUGUUAGACUGGGCGUUCCAGUUUUGUGGGAGAGAGUAGAUGCCAUGGGUGAUACCUGUUGCAUGUAAAAAUUGGACAGCGCCAAUUACGUAAGAUGCAAUACGUGGUAGGUCAUGCUGUCAUUACUGUAGCAUUGAAUAACCUACAAAUAACAAUCAGCACAUUUUUCUAUCCCUUUUUCCAACAUGAUGACUCACCUUGGUCAGGAAAAGGGCUGUAGCUCAGUGGUAGAAGACAUUGCAUGCAGAAGGUCCCAGGUUAAGUUCUCUGCUUCUCCAGGAAAGACUAGGAAAACCUGGAGAGGCGAUGUCAGUCGGUGUUGUCAAGUCAACACGAAGCUAGAUGGACCAUAAGGCACAUUCCAAUCUUCCUGAAAUGUUUUCCUGAGAAAAGAAGUUUCUCUUCCUGAAUUUAGUCAAUGCUGUGUUUUGCAUUUUCUUUUUGAGCUAGCUAUAUGAUAGUACUUUUCCUACCUUCUGCUAAGUAUGAUUGCUUAGUAAAUCCCUAGAUGUUUUUCUUUUAACUGAAGAAAAUUGCAAUGCAGCAAAUCCAAUCUGAAAGCAGGAAACGGGUUUUGCACAGAGGCCUACUGCCCUGGGUGCAUAGAAAUUUUGAUUCCCAGGGAUAUGCAUAGGCAUGAUUAUUACAAUUUGUAUAGCAAACACAGUUGCUGCACGUACGUUGCUGCUUUCCUUAGUGAAACCAUAAAGCAGGAGCAGGACCCUAGUGUCCUCCAGAUAUGGUUGCACUACAACUUCCAUCAUCCUUGAACGUUGGACAGGCUGAGUGGGUCUGAUAGGACUUGGAGUCCAAGCACAUCUGGAGGGCCAUCCCCUGCGUUAAACUGUGGAAUUACCCUUAGUUGGAGCUAAACCCCAUUGAAAUCAACUGGACUUACUUUUGAGCAGAUGUUGAUAGGACUGAGCGGUUAAUCAUUCACCGUACUUUACAUAUUUGGUAUAUUGUCUUUACAUAAAGAGCAAAAUAGGAUACUGAGCAUGGAAGUAGUGCAGCAAACAAAUGUUGAACGGACAUGGAGUGCUCACGUUCAACAACAACAUGCUCACCUCUUUGUUGUCAUGCUUUAGUUGUCUAAGCAAAAUGCAGCAUAUUCAAGAAAGAUAAAGGGAUUGUGUCAUUAAAAAAUACAUCUUUUGUCUGCUUUCUUCUUAACAGGACCAUUAUUUCCUUGUCGAUCGUGUACACAAUUGGGCAAGCAGUCUUGUCGGUAGGCUCCAUACAUGAUUUGCUGGAUCAAGACGGGGAUGGUCGUGUAGAUAACGUUGCGAUUCCCAUGUAAGUUGCAGCAGUUACUUCUGCUCUCCUUGUAAGUGCAAAUUGGAAUCGAGUGGUUCAAUUUAUCCACAAAUCCUCUGUUUACUGUGAUUUGAACUGUUGCAGCCUUUGUUCCUUUCUUUGCAUAACCAUAUGACUCCUAUCACAUGGCAAAGUCCAAGGAGCUUUAUUUUGCUAUCUCAAUAAAACUGCAGCUAUCCUUUGGAGGAAGUGUUUCAAUUAUCAUAUUUUGUUCGUGCCUUGAAAACUGCGUGUUGUUUUUUGGCGUAGACAUCAGCCAAGACAUGUUGUUUUUGGCGUAGAACUUUUGUAAUCUCCGCAAUCCUGUCAGAUAAUCCUGUCACCUGCUUGAAAAAUAAUUGCAUAUGCCUGAAAACUUAUUGCCAGAUACACAACAUGGAGAUUCAGUUGAAAACUAACUUUAACUUUUGCCCCUUGAGGCACCAUAGGUCAGCAGAAGUUCUCUGGUCAGAGUAGAGACAUACAAAAGGAGGAAAAACUUGUGCAUUCAGCGAAUCAGCAACAGCAAACCAGAGAACAAUAUGGGACAGCGGCAUUAUUAGGUCGUGACUCAAGGAGCUCAGGCACGGAGUCUUCUGUGCUAGGCACCAGAUCUAUUGCCUCUCCACCUGUAUCUUUAUACUUAUGGAGAAGUUCAGCAUGUUCACAUUUACUUCUGUUACAUGUGAUUGCUUUGCAUUUGGAUUGCCUACCAGCGUACAACCCAGUUUCUUAAAAGAGCAUUCUUUGCUGUGAGCAUAUUUGUAUAUUUAAAAUAGUUGUAGCAUACCCAGGGUCCUUAUGGUGAAGGGUGGGUAAUAAACUGAAACAACAACUAUUAAUCUAUUUAUGCUAUUGCAGUGCUUUCUCUAUGGUUGGUUUGAUCCUUAUUGCUUUUGGAACUGGAGGAAUCAAGCCUUGUGUAGCAGCUUUUGGUGGAGACCAGUUUGAGGAUCAUCAGGUAAGAAGUUCCAGAGGCGAGGCACUUAAUUGGGCUUCAUUUUUAUUUGGAGUAAGGUCACUAAAAUCUUAUUGGCAUUUUGUAACAUAUUUAUGGGAUGCGGGUGGCGCUGUGGGUUAAACCACAGAGCCUAGGACUUGCUGAUCAGAAGGUCGGUGGUUCGAAUCCCCACAACGGGGUGAGCUCCUGUUGCUCGGUCCCUGCUCCUGCCAACCUAGCAGUUCGAAAGCACGUCAAAGUGCAAGUAGAUCAAUAGGUACUGCUCUGGCGGGAAGGUAAAUGGUGUUUCCGUGUGCUGCUCUGGUUCGCCAGAAGCGACUUAGUCAUGCUGGCCACAUGACUCGGAAGCUGUCUGCAGACAAACACCGGCUCCCUCGGCCAAUAAAGCGAGAUGAGCACUGCAAUCCCAGAGUCGGCCACAACUGGACCUAAUGGUCAGGGGUCCCUUUACCUUUACCUUUACUAAUUUAUUUACAAACAUACUGGUUGAGCCACAUCAGAUCUCCAGAGACAGGCAGCUCCACAAAGGCACUUUCCAGAGCUUGCUUUCUCAUUGUUUCAUCUAAAACUCAUAUCUGAAAAUGUUUCUACUGGUUUUUUCCACUUACACCUACCUUUUCCUCUCCAUCUCGCUGAAGUAUUGCUGUGCAGGAGGAGAAGGAAUGAAGAUGAGAAAUUUUCUCCAACCAUUUCCUAACCUAGUUCCCUAUAAUUUCCCUAACAUAAAACGUGGGUAGUUCUACCAAUGGCUAUUAUGGAGUAUCAGUUUGUAGUCACUACGGCUCCAUUAACCCUGUCCUGUCCAAAUAAUAAUAAUCCACCCAAGUCACAACACUAUUGAAAUGUAGAAUUUGCUUCUUAAAAUCUAUCAUGGUGGUUUUGCAAAAGUAUGUUUUAUUUAUAGCAGCCCUGCAUGUAUGCAUGGAUGUAUGUGUGUAUACAUACACACAAACACACACAGAGACACAAACACACAUGUACAGAUGGACAUUGUCUCCUGUGACAGACAGAUGCCAGCAUAUAUGAGCAUAAACUGUAAAAACUAAAGCCCUCACAGUCAAGCACUAGGCCAUUAUUCUCUGACCAUUAGCUGAAUUAGCAAUUACUUUGCACUUUGUGCUUUUCAAAAAAUAGGCUUCCAAAAAGAUAUUUUGCACUAAUGUUCUCCCUUGUAUUUCAGGAAAAACAAAGAAAUAGGUUCUUCUCUAUAUUCUACCUGUCCAUUAAUGCUGGAAGCCUUCUUUCUACUAUAAUCACACCAAUUCUUAGAGGUAAAAAUUGCUUUUCUAAUUAAUGUUUGUGUGUGUGAGAAUAUUAACCAACCAACAUAAUGGUCAGGGUUCUAAGGGUGUGUCCAGACUGCUACAGCCAUAAUUACUUGAAUGUAAUGUACACCUUUUUUUUGCCAAAUCACGUCACGAAAAUUAGGGGGGCGCAUUGGAUUUGAUGGCACCUUUACAUUUGCCAGAUAAUACUUUUUGGGUUUCAAGGUUUUGAAAACUGAGGUGCGCAUUAGAUUUGAUGGCUAGAUUAGAUUCGCAUAAAUAUGGUAUUUUCAGAUGGGAUUCAAUCACAUACCACCAAAUUCAGGUUGUGCAAGUAUAAAGUUCCCUACAAAUUUAGACUUUUAGCGAUAAGGAAAGUGACGGCACUGGAAAACGUGAGAUAACUUGCUUGACACAAUGUCAUCUAACCUCCCCCAAAAACAAAUCAAGGUGAAUUCCCAAUAAAUAGUCUGUGUUGUCUAACCUCCCUAGAAACUUUGCGCAGCAAACAGGUUGUCUGUGAGCAGCCUUAAGAAAUGAUGGCAAGGAGACUGGGCAAAAGUGUACACAAAAGUUUCAGUGGUGCCAUUUAGUGAUGACACAGCAGGAGUUAGGCCAUUGUGUUAUUGGUAGGAUUAUUCCUUAGAAGCAUCCCUGCCUCUGGCCCAUUCACUGAGCUGCAUGAACAGAAUUCCACUGCUGCUUCCUUUCUACAAUUCCUUAUCUCCACCCCACCACCCAAAAAGACAUUUUAGGAGGGUGAAGGGACUGCCUAGCAAGUGUGUGGUGCAGCAUGGAGAUUUGUGAGGCAUAAAAUGGAGACACACCUCUUUUGUCGGGCGAAGAUCUCGUUCCACUUCUGCAGGGUCCUGUUGGAUCCAAGCCAACGGCUCCGUGUAGUAAGGAGACCACCAUUAGCAACAUUUAAAAGGGCCUAUGCAUGGCAGAGGUACAAAUCUUUUGGCUGGGAAAAAAGAGGAUAACUUGCCAGUGUUAGUAGUAUCAACAUUAUGGUUUUGUAAACAUAAAGUCAUUGUACCAAAUGUUCAUAAAAUACAGGGCUUUCCCCCUCAAUGUAAUCCUGAAUAUAUAUUGAAGACCAUGCUUCCAUACCCCACUGAGAAUCUCUACUCUCUCCCAUACAAAUCUGAAAUGAGACUCCUCCUGAGAAAUAUCUAUAGUGGUUACUCUGAAUAUGUGCGAGAAAAUAGAUAGAUAGAUAGAUAGAUAGAUAGAUAGACAGAUAGACAGAGGUAGAUGGGUAAAAUGUAGCCUACACAGGCUUCUGCUCAAGGAAAGAGUCAUGAUAAUAUAUACUGUUUAUUUAUUCGAUUUAGGGGUGGAAUGUGGAAUUCACGUCAGACAAAAAUGUUACCCUCUCGCAUUCGGUGUUCCUGCUAUACUAAUGGCUGUUGCACUGUGUAAGUCAAAUGCUUUUUCGUUUUCCACUUACCUGUCGUAUUUGCUUUAACUCUCAUUUGCUGCAUUUUGUUGCAGUCUGGGUUCCAGAGGGAGCAAUUGUGCUCUUUCUUCAUUGAUUUUUAACGUUUUUUUACCUGCAGGCCGGCAAGGGUAGGAUGGACAAUGACAGGAAUAUAAUUGCACUGCAAUUUUGAAAAAGAGGGUUUUUUUAAAAAGAAAAAAUGUAGUAGCACUAUUAAAAUAGAAAUAUCAGAAAUGGGAUGCAACCUCUCUGUUGAUCAUCAGAUCAGAUUUACUCAGAGUAGACCCACUGAAUUUAAUGGACAUUGCUUAUGUCCAUUCCAGUGGGUUUAUUCUGAGUAGAACUUAGCUGGAUAGAACCCAUAGGUUUUCUGGUAACCCACUUCCUUGUUUCAUCCUAUCUGGAUCAGCUGUGUAUAACCUAUGGAAAUGCAAGCUGCCUACGUCCAUGCAAGCCUUAUUUUAGAUCCAGCUCUGAAAUUGGCAGGCUCCCACAUCUUUUCCACAGCUAAAGUAAAAGCAACUGGACCACUUUCUCGACAGAAAGGAUUAGCAACCCCCUCAUCUUCCCAUCUGCAUAGGUCUUUCUCAUCAGAUUGCAGCCUUAGUCUGUAAUAUGAGGGCUGUUCCUCCAGUGAGGCAGUGCUCAGUAGACUGUAAACUUUUUGUAACUUUUAGAGAGCAAACCCUAACAUUACACUAGGUUCUGGAGCAGCACGCCAGGAAUCUGCUGUUCUUAAAUUAAUGUUUGGGAAGCUGUCAGACUUAGUAGGAGGAAUGUGGUGUUGAUGAAGGAGUGGGUGGGAGAGAGGAGAUAAGAACUGGGGUGGCUAAAAAUGAAACGUGUGUCGUUGGGAAGGAAUAUCAUGCUAUGUUGAACUGAGAGGAGAUGGGGAAAGAGUUAGCAAACAAAAACAGCUGUAAAGAAAGUGGAAGGAUGACAAGGAUAGGACUUUAUUUGAAGGGGGGAAAGGGUGUUAGAAGGGUGUGUGGCCAGUCCUACAUCCUCAGGGGCACACAUUCGCUCUUUGCUUCAUCAACCCAGGUAGUGGUGGUUGGUGCCUAUUGGUAUUGGUUGGGUACAAGGUGGGGAGACCAACAGCAGGUGGCUCUACAGCCAACAAGAAGCAGAGGCAACUAAUUACAGUUUUGUCUACAUCCUCCUCUCUGCUUAAUUCUGCAAGGGCCAUGCGGAGCUGGAAGAAGUGCCACCCCUUAGACUAGUUGUAAGAAGGCAGGUUGAGGUUAGUGGUCCCAUUCGCUCUAAUGAACCAACCUCCACUGAAUCCAGAUACUAGUCACAAGGCCUGAUGCUUCGUGCUGCCAGUGGAGACCUAAACCUCUGUAUUUUGCAAUGGUAUCUCUUGCUGAUGCUUAUGGGCAGUUACAGUGUCAUCCUGUGUGAAGCUUUUGGUGGAGAAAUGAGUUAGAUGUCAAUGAGGAGGAACUCCUUUGCCACAGCUCCUACCUGAGCUAAGUUGUGAAAGUAUUAAACUCUGAACGCUGUGAUUUUUGUACUAGAUCUUAAAGUGACUUCGUCAGCCGUUAUGAAAAUUUGAUUUACCAGACUGCCUUUUGGCACUUGAGAAUUUGUCCCUGUCAAAGUGUUACAGUCGAAACGUUGUUACAUAUCUUUCCCUCUAUUGUAAUUUGCACAGGAAUAUAAGUUAUUGUUUUAUUUCCUCAAUACAUUAUUUUCACCUGGGAAACUCAUAUGAUAUGAAUUCUACAUAUUAGUUUUAAUGACAGAUUCCAACCCUAAGAUAAAGGGCUCCUCCCCCUCCCUGUAACCAUCAACAUUAGGUUACAAUUAUUAAAAGGAAGAUGAGUUCAAAUUGUUUGCAUUUAACUAUUUUUGAUUGUGUAUGGGUUUUGUAAUACUCUCAUGUUCAGUCUGUGUGCAUGUAUUUUUGUGUGCAGUGCCAGCCCUCACUUUCUUCCUCUCUCUGUUUCUUGCUGUGGUUUCUCUUGAUAACCUACACUGUAUUUGAUGUUUAUGGCCUGUGGACCAAAUAAACUUAAUGUAAUGUACAUUCUGUGUCCAGGGCAGCUGUUUAUCAGCUCUAUCUGGUACGCAGGCUGAGACCCUACCUGCCCGCAGACUGCCUUGCCAGAGUGGUGCAUGCUCUAGUUAUCUCCCGCUUGUACUACUGCAAUGCGCUCUAUGUGGGGCUACCUUUGAAGGUGACCCGGAAACCACAACUAAUCCAGAAUGCGGCAGCUAUACUGGUGACUGGGAGUGGCCACCGAGACCAUAUAACACCGGUCUUGAAAGACCUACACUGGCUCCCAGUAUGUUUCCGAGCACAAUUCAAAGUGUUGGUGCUGACCUUUAAAUCCCUAAACGGCCUCGGUCCAGCAUACCUGAAGGAGCAUCUCCACCUCUAUCGUUCUGCUCGGACACUGAGAUCUAGUGCCAAGGGCCUUCUGGUGGUUCCCUCACUACGAGAAGCCAAGUUACAGGGAACCAGGCAGAGGGCCUUCUCGGUACUGGCACCCACCCUGUGGAACGCCCUCCCACCAGAUGUCAAAGAGAAAAAUAACUACCAAACUUUUAGAAGACAUCUGAAGGCAGCCCUGUUUAGGGAAGCUUUUAAUGUUUAAUAGGUUAUUGUAUUUUAGUGUUUUGCUGGAAGCUGCCCAGAGUGGCUGGGGAAACCCAGCCAGAUGGGCGGGGUAUAAAUAAAAAAAAAUUAUUAUUAUGCACCCUGGAUCUCCUUGCAUGGCAUGGUCUUGCCCUGUCGCAGAUUGCUACAACCUCAGCAAAUCUUGGUGUUCUUUAUUUUUCUCUGCAGUUGUGUUCAUAGUUGGAAGCACAAUGUACAAAAAAGUUAAACCUCAAGGCAACGUAAUGGUCCGAGUUGCUAAAUGUAUUACGGUAAGCAAUAUACAAUUCAUGGCUAGCAUUUUCAAGGACAACUGUUAAGUGUCACAAAAUUAAGUCUCUAAUAAUUUUUUUUUAUUUCACCCCCCCCCCCCCGAGUUUGAUCCUAGAGAGACAAUAGUUUGUUACACUAACUUCAGUUUAAAACUGAAGUUAAUGCCCUUGUUGAGUGGUCAUGCCACUCAAAUGCUGUGUAUACACUAUACUUUUAAAGCACCUUUGAAGCACAUUUCUCCCCUCGAAGGAUUCUAGGCACUGUAGUUUGUUUGCUGAGAACUGUAACUGUGAGGGGUGAAAUACAGGGCCCAGAAUUAUGUGAGGAAAAUAAUUUCCUUUAAAGAUAUGUUGUGCACACAGUCAAACAUUAGGAUUACAUUAUAAGUCCCUACAAUAAUUCUAGAUGAUAGAUAGAUAGAUAGAUAGAUAGAUAGAUGAUAGAUUAACAGAGAUUAAUGCCUUUAACAUAGGAGCCUAGUUUUAGUUUGAAUUACUUUUCUAGGUUCUUCCUAAAUGCCACUCUGGAAUUGUCAGGAACAUCUAGAUAAAGAUUUCUCAAACUUGGGAAACUUACCAGCCGUUUUUGGACUGCAGUUCCCAUCAUCCCUGACCACUGGUCCUGCUAACUGGGGAUGAUGGGAGUAGUAGUCCAAAAACAGCUAGAGACCCAAGAUUCGGAAACCCUGAUCUAGAUUGUCUGGAACAUUGUGGAAAAGCGAUAUUUAAAAAGCAAACAGCUGCCAAUAGCACCUACGUCUAGACAUAUAUAUAGUACAGAAAACAGAGGUUUUGAGGUCUCUGCUGAUAUAACUCUGUGAAGAACAAAAUAAUACAUUUGCAUUUAAAAUGCAACAACUUUAUUAAUAAAGCUACCAAAAUAGCUCAGACAGUUUACAGUAAACCCUUUGAAAGGAGGGGGAGGUGGGCAGUGAUGGAAGUUGCCAUAUCCUGUUGGCAGAGUUUCUGUCUUUGCUUCAUUUUGCAUUUCGGUCUGCUGGGAAGCAGUUUCCUUUCCACAAGAAUUUGUGAAAAUAAUUUUGGGGGGAAACAACAACAUUGUUUAACCAAUUGUAAAUGGUCUCUUUGCAGUUUUCUAUUGGAAACAGAUUUAGACAUCGCAGCAAGCAAUACCCCAAGAGGGAGCACUGGUUGGACUGGGCUAGCGAGAAGUAUGAUGUAAGUUGUGCUAGUUGUCUGUUCAGAGAGCUUAAAAACCUGGCCCCUUAUAUGACAUAUUUGCCUUAUACUUAACAAUACAAAGUUUAAGGAGAUUCCAUGACUUCUGGCAUCUUGAACCCUUUGUAAAAUCUCUCUGCCUGUUGCUUCCAAGUCCAGUAGAUCACACAGGGAUUUACAGCUGAUUGGAAAGGCAACAGUCAUCAAAUAAGAUCUGAACCCACAGAGCUUUAAAUAAGUGCUUGAACUAGUGUCAAAUUAAAAGAAAGAGGGCUCUGUGCGUAAGCAUCACUUAAGACCUUAAACAGUGUAUGGCAGCUUUCUAUGUCCAGUAAGUCACUAAGCUGAUCUAAGGGAAGCAGAAGAUCAAAAUCAAUAAAUGCAAUUGAGACAGUUGUGCCUAAUCUGCAAUGGAGAUCUGGUGUUUAAUUUACCGAUCCAGUCUUUGGCAGAUAAAGAUGCUGCAUUGUUUCUGAAAUAGAACCAGUAGUCUCCUCCUUGUGCAGCCUAGAUUAUGUGUGGUCCAAAUUGGCCGCAGUUGGAAAUGUGCUUCCUAUAUUCUGUAUGUCGGUUGUGUUAUCUCUGUAUUGUUCUGGCACAUUUGGGCUCUGCCUAGGCUGAGACUCUACCCUCUGACAUAAUUUUAAGCCUGGGAUUAUCUCUCUCUGUAUUCCAAUAAUUUUGAUCAUGGCCCGUACAUCAAGAGUUACAGGACGGUAGCUUUGUGAUAAGGGGAUGGGCCGUUCUCCAGAUGGACUAUUAAUAAAUCCAGCUUCCACAACUUCCUUUCCUAGCCUUUGAGUUGGUCGCUGGUAUUUCUGAAGGGUGCUGUUACCUUCUCUAAUCUCAUUGUAAACCUCAUUCUUAAAAUGUUCGUAUUUAAUUAUUAUUAUGAUUUGUUUCACUCCUUUGUUAUAGAAACGACUUAUUGCCCAGACAAAGAUGGUCUUAAGAGUGCUGUUCCUGUAUAUUCCUCUUCCCAUGUUUUGGGCACUUUUUGAUCAGCAGGUAACUUUGAAAAGAAAGUUGUUAACAAUUUAUUCAGGUGUUUAAAAAGCUCCUGUCCCCACCCCAUCUAAGUCAUGAUGUAUCGUUGGAUAUGCACUGUUUAUUUUUUCAAUAUUUUUGUUAUAAUACUUUUCAUUAUUAUUGGUAGGUGUUUUAGCCGGCAGAACAAUCUUGCUUGUAAAAAAAUUAAUUAAUUAUGUGUCCACUGAUGUAACAUACGUGAUUACGUGUGAGAGAAGGCACAGCAGAUUUUUCACCUAUGAUUGUCCACUUAGAAGUUAUUUGCUGAGUGUUAUUUUUAUUUUUUGGGGGACGCGGGUGGCGCUGUGGGUAAAAGCCUCAGCACCUAGGGCUUGCCGAUUGAAAGGUCGACAGUUCGAAUCCCUGCGGCGGGGUGCGCUCCCGUUGCUCGGUCCCAGCGCCUGCCAACCUAGCAGUUCGAAAACACCCCCGGGUGCAAGUAGAUAAAUAGGGACCGCUUACUGGUGGGAAGGUAAACGGCGUUUCCGUGUGCUGCGCUGGCUCGCCAGAUGCGGCUUUGUCACGCUGGCCACGUGACCCGGAAGUGUCUCCGGACAGCGCUGGCCCCCGGCCUCUUGAGUGAGAUGGGCGCACAACCCUAGAGUCUGUCAAGACUGGCCCGUACGGGCAGGGGUACCUUUACCUUUACCUUUAUUUUUAUUUUCGGUAUGCCUAUAGGCUGGCAAAAGCUUCUAAAAAUUAGUUGUUCUUGCCUUUUGGCAUUGUUGAUAAAAUUACUUAUUCGGUUUCUUACCCAUAGUUCUUUACAACAUAGACACAAGGUGUCCUAGUACAGCAAAUACUUUUGAUAUUCUGCAGACACUUACUGUACCCUGAGGAUAUUUAGUGACAAUUGCUUUUUAAAAGAAAUUUCUAAUGUUUUCUUUCAAAGGGAUCACGAUGGACAUUGCAGGCCACAACAAUGGAUGGAGAUUUUGUAAGUUGUUUCUUAAACUUUCACACCUGCUUGAGCUCUGGGCAGAUCUUAGAUUGUAUGUUUGGAUGAUAAUAAUAAUAAUAAUAAUAAUAAUAAUAAUAAUAAUAAUAGACAAAAUUUGGUCUGAUCCAGCUGUACAUGCAUGGAUACUCCUGGCUAGAUUGGGCAAGGAUAUUUAAAGUUUCAACUUACAAGUACCUUAAAACUAAGAUAUACAUCUCUCUCUUUUUCUCCAGGGCCCUGUUCAGAUUCAGCCAGACCAGAUGCAGGUGCUGUAAGCUUUUAUAUUUAUGUUUUCAGCUAUUUCAAGCGACCUUUAUAUAAGCUGUUUGAAAGUUAUUAACUUUCUCGUGCUUUUUCCCCUUUCCUCUCAACAGACUGUAAACCCAAUCCUCAUUGUUAUAAUGGUCCCAGUUGUAGAUGCUGUUGUUUAUCCUCUAAUUAAGAAAUGUCACAUUAAUUUCACGUAAGUGAAUGUGGUGAAAUUCAGCUAGUUGGGCGGCAGUGGGGAAAACAUACAGACUAGGUGGGGUUGGUAUUUAAAAACAUUUUUAAUAUGACAAUUGCUCUCCAAAGUUUAGGCAGAACCGCACAACGAAAAAAUUCCUGAAAAUUAUCUUCAGAUGAAUUUUGGUCUUACCCUCAGGCAAAUGGAAAAAAAUGUGGCUUUAUUGCUGAGCAUCAAUAACUAAAACUAGAGCACUUAUUCUAUGGGCUAUUGCUUCAUAUGCGAAGGGAAGAUUUUGUGAUGUCUGAAAGUGGCCGGAAUGAGCUUUGAGCCUGCCAUCUUCCUUAAGUGCUAUAAAUAAUGUAGUGAAAAAGCUAUAAACAAUGUGGCUUUCUGGAGAAUUUAGGCUAGUAAUUAGUGUUAUAGAGACCCUAAAAGCCAUGGGGAUAUUUAAUAAGUUCCAUCUUUGCAAGCAAUUUUUCUAUGGACUACUGGAGAAUAUUUCUAAGAUGCUCACAGGGAUAGUUUAAAAUGUGCAAAGGGGCAAUUUUAAUCAUUUUCAAAGACUUGUAAGCAGCAGUGGGUUUAAAUUUCAAAUUGUGGCAGGGAACCUGUGGCUGUUCAGAUGUUAUUGGGCAGCAGUUCCCAUCAGCAUCAUCCAGCACGGCCAGUGAGCAGGGAUGACGGGAGUUCUAGUCCAACAAAUAUCUGGAGAGUUUCAGAGAGUUCCCUGUCAUUGUUCCAAGCCAAGUAUGCUUCUGAAAAUCUGCUUUCUCCAUCUUCCUUCACCAGCCCUCUGAGGAAGAUGACAGUUGGCAUGUUGUUGGCGGCUUUGGCAUUUGUCGUUGCUGCUGUGGUGCAGGUACAGAUAGACGUAAGUAAAAAAAAAUCUAGCAAGGCCUAACCAUUUAGCUUUUUGUCUUCAUUUUUACCACUAAGGCAAAGAACAGAGGUUUGAUUUUGAAGUAUUAAAAAUUGUUUAUACAAAUCAGACAAACAGAAAUACCAAAUCCUGCAAAUAAAGCAUACAAUGAAAAUUUGAAAAUAUUUAACAUGCUCCCCCCCCAACAUCCUUCUUAGCAAAUUCAUAUAUGAGGGAAUGCUGAAAAGAUAGGGUGAAUUAUUUUUAUGGGGAAAACAAGAGACCACUUUGGAGAACAUGGAGUUGAAUAGGGUCAAAAUUCAUCUGAGAAGGGAAGGCCACAAUUCAGUAGCAGAGGACAUACUUUGCAUUCAGAUGGUCUCCAGUUACAGCACCAGUAAGGUAAAGGGUAAAGGGACCCCUGACCAUUAGGUCCAGUCGUAGCCAACUCUGGGGUUGCGGCGCUCAUCUCGCUUUAUUGGCCGAGGGAGCCGGUGUACAGCUUCCGGAUCAUGUGGCCAGCAUGACUAAGCCGCUUUUGGCGAACCAGAGCAGCGCACGGAAACGCUGUUUACCUUCCCGCCGGAGUGGUACCUAUUUAUCUUACUUGCACUUUGGCGUGCUUUCAAACUGCUAGGUUGUCAGGAGCAGGGACCGAGCAAUGGGAGCUCACCCCGUCGCGGGGAUUCAAACCACCGACCUUCUGAUUGGCAAGUCCUAGGCUCUGUGGUUUAACCCACAGCGCCACCCGCGUCCGUUACAGCACCAGUAUAUCUAGUUAAAUGGAUAUAAUGUACUAGGCAUACUGACAGAUGACCUGUCUUAAGGCAGCUUCAGGUUUUCAUACGAUGAUAUAAAAUACAACAGAGAAAAGGGGUGGAAGGAUCUGUCAAUUUUGGUUCUUUCGGAUUCUCUUUCUUUUCCAGUCAGGAGAACAAAAAAAGGGGGCUCUGUGGAAAACGGGAAAUGGUUGAGGGCUCCCCUUUCAGCUCAGGAAUAGUUAUUAAGAGAGAGGCAGAGCCUAGUUUGCUAGAGACAAAGCAGUAAGCUGGAAAGAGACAGAGCAAUGCUUGAUUCCUGUUUGAAUCCAGGGCUGCGGCUGUCGGGGAAACAGGCCCUCUUGGGGUGUUGAUGCUGUGAACCUCUGCAUUGUAGACUCAGGUUGUAUAUAUGUGUAAAUAAAGUAUAUAUCACAAGGACACCACAAUCUCUGCUUCAUUUCCAAAGUAAACACAAACCCUAGCCUAGAAUCCCUAGAAUUUUGCACUGCUUGGAGAUUAGGGUGGCAUGCAACCUCCCUUCUUACUUUUAUAAGGGAUUAAAUACUGGCCAUGGACGCGGGUGGCGCUGUGGGUUAAACCACAGAGCCUAGGACUUGCCGAUCAGAAUGUCGGUGGUUCGAAUCCCUGCGACGGGGUGAGCUCCCAUUGCUUGGUCCCUGCUCCUGCCAACCUAGCAGUUCGAAAGCACAUCAAAGUGCAAGUAGAUAAAUAGGUACUGCUCCGGCGGGAAGGUAAACGGCGUUUCCGUGCGCUGCUCUGGUUCACCGGUGUUAUGUACUGAAGUUAUCACCCUGGGCCAGCAGGGGGAUACUGUAGAUAGUUAUGCAAAUGAAGGAUCGAAAGUGACGUUCAGUGAUUGGAUAGUUUGUAUGCAAAUGAAGGAUCGAAAGUGACGUUCAGUGAUUGGAUAGUUUUAGAAAGUUGUUACAGUAACAAGGUAGUGGAGCUCUAUAUAAGCAGGCUGACUGAGCCCUUCAGUUCAGUUCUGUUCCAGCUUACAAAUAAAGAGCUGCUUUGGAAGAAUCGCUGUCUCGUCUGAUAUGUUCACCCACAACGUAACAGCCAGAAGAGGUUUAGUCAUGCUGGCCACAUGACCUGGAAGCUGUACGCCAGCUCCCUUGGCCAGUAAAGCGAGAUGAGUGCCGCAACCCCAGAGUCAGCCACGACUGGACCUAAUGGUUAGGGGUCCCUUUACCUUUACCUAAAUAUUGGCCAUAUGGGUAGAGUCACACUUGCAGGGCAGAAUUUGAGAAAUGUAGGGUGAGUUAGUGUUUCCUUUCUCCCACCCAUUAUACUUCCAUGCAAGUUUCCUCCUCAGUUAUGCAACUUACCCUGAGAUGGACUAAUUUGCCUUUGGAGCCCAGCUGAGAGAGGGGGGAGGGGAAACACCUAUUUUAAAGGCCUGGGGAUUUGCCAGAGAAAAUCAGUAGCAGUGGGAAGGUUUAAGCAAAUGACUUUGCUUCCAUAUUAGUAUUUUAUGAAAAACAAAAGAUUUGGAAACUUUAGGUGUUUCUUUUAAUGUAUGGUUUUGCCCUGGGAAAGAAAGAGGUGCUUUUUAAAAAAGGUGACCCUUUUCUUUUUACACAUUUUUCUUCCUCUACAGAAAACUAUUCCAGUUUUUCCUGCUGCAGGCCAGUCCCAAAUCAAAAUAAUAAAUAUGGGGAACACCAGUGCAACAGUUAACUUUACUGGUACCAAUCAGACUGCUGAAGUGGGUCCUGCAAAUUCAGUAAGUUUUGAGAAUCAAUUUUGCAUUUAAUUUUAACUUUUGUAUUAUUUGAAUCUGUGGCAUGUGCUUUUUUUGGUAAUAACUAUUCCAUUUAUUCAUGUUUUGGUGUUUUCACUGGUGGAUGGUUUGCGAUUUAAAUAGUCCAAAAGUGGAAAUGGUACACUGAAAUUCCAUUUAGAUCCCACUUUAAUGUCCAAUAGGGUUCUCGGGACAGCUUCAGUCAGUGCUUUCUUUAAGAAAAAAAAGGUGCUUACCAUGAAGUUGUUACCCUAAGUGCCACAACAUCUGGAAAAAGGUGCUGGUACUGUGUACAUUCGAGUACCUUUGAGUACCCCCAGAAAAAAGCACUGGCUUCAGUAGCUAGGCAAAGCAAUUAUUUUCCAUAUUUUCCAUUGCAACAGAAAUAUUUCCCUUCAUUCUUAUUUUUUCUAAUCUAAGGGUGGUUUUACCAAUCUAAGUUUUACUUAGAAUAAGCCCUUUAAAAUGAAUGAACAGGGCUAAAGUCCAUUAAUUUCAAUGGGUCAACUUUGGGUAAAACUUACUCUGUAGAGUUGUUGCUUAUAGCUUAUCCUUCUUAAAAUGUGAUAGUUUGUACAAGAUAUCCUAAAUGGAGUGCAAUUUCUUAUAUCCUGGAACUGGUGCUUCUGUUAUAUCCCCAAACAUUGUUUUUGGUUUCUUGUUUUAUUAACAGCAUCCCCCUUAGCUCCAGGUCUAUCUCAGUUGGAUUCAGCGGCGGAGCAAGUCGAUUGGGUGCCUGGGGCGGCGUGUGUGCCCUGAGCCCAGGGCAGGACGCUCCGCGGGGCCUCCAAGCAGUCUGCCUGCCUCCUCCUACUCAGUCGCUCAGCUGAGGGGGAGGUGGCCGGUGGACCAUUUGGAGCAGCGCGGAGUCUGGGUGCACUCAAGCCACCUUGUCUCUCCCAGGAGAGAUGCAUGGCUUGGGUGCACUGCAGGCCCUGCGGUGAGUGCCACCCGGCAUUUUGUCACCCCCUCAGUGGUGACACUCGGGGUGGACUGCCACACCGCCCCCUUCCUCCACCACUGGUUGGAUUACCAUGAAGGUUGUUAUACUCCAGUUUUUCAUGUUAUGAAAAGAAGGAAAAGGUUACAGUGGUACCUUGGGUUACAUACGCUUCAGGUUCCAUACGCUUCAGGUUACAGACUCUGCUAACCCAUAAAUAGUGCUUCAUGUUAAGAACUUUGCUUCAGGAUGAGAACAGAAAUCGUGCUCCAGCAGCGCGGCAGCAGCAGGAGGCCCCAUUAGCUAAAGUGGUGCUUCAGGUUAAGAACAGUUUCAGGUUAAGUACGGACCUCCGGAACGAAUUAAGUACUUAACCCGAGGUACCACUGUACAUCAGUGUUGAUUUACUACCUCUUUUGAGAGGGAGGGAGAGAAACAAACAAGCAAGCAAGCAAGCAAACAAACAAACAAACAAACAAACAAACAAACAAACAAACACCCUAUGAUCUUCACAUGCACUGUGUGUAGCUGUAAUUGUUGUGAUCUGUAAUAUAAGAGGCAAGCUGAGCUUUAUCAAAGUUCUUUGGUGAAAGGAAUGUUAACUGUUUCAUUGUAUUUUAUCUUUGUUUAUAGACAGACUACUUCACUUUUGACACAACCGAGUUAAAAAAUAUUGAUAUAAACUUUGGGAAGGAAUUUUUUAAUCAAACGUUUGUUUACGUGGGAAAAGAACGUCACACCCUUCAAAUAUCAAAUAGAGCUGGGGUCCAAGCUGAGCUGGUAAGUCAGUUUAAAAGCUAGUUAAGAAACCAGCCUUCUAGUUUCUGUUGCAUAUGAAAAUAAUACUCAGGAAGUCCAAUGCCAGGUAGAUACUUCUGGCAACUUUCUGGAAAAAAACUGUCUUCGUUGGAAGCCUGAGGGAAACUGAAGCACAUAAAAGGGCUGAUACAGCUGUACUAAUAAAACAUUUUAAGUGUGUUUACAACAAAUUAUAGUGCAUUAUACAAAUUAAGUGCAUUAUACAAAUGUGACACUAGAUGGUGAUGGUGAGCUAUGGCAAAUUCAAUAUAUUUUUCAAAACUUUAAAAUAAAAAAUAAAAAAUUCCACAACGUUUUUUAUUUGUGUCUAGAUUCCACCGACGUUAAUCUUGGUUAAGGAUAACCAGAGUUCUGUAUUCACCAGUGUUGAUAGCUGACUUCAAAUCCUUGUUAGGAGGGCAGUCUGUUGUCCUCAACGGUGAUUAACACUGAUGCUAAUUAACACUUGGCUUGUAAUUCUAUACAGAGGUGCAGCCAGGGUUUGCAAGGCCCUCCCCCAGGACCACCCUGAGAGUUGCAGUUGUUGGGGGGCAGGGACAAACAGGCCCAACAUCUGCACUUGGUCAGGAGGCAGCCAGCUAGGCAUGUACCUGGUUACAGGUGCUCACGCUAUUGUUUUGAAUUUAGAAUAUAUUACCCUUUUCUAAAACAUAGUGGUGCUUAUUCCCAGGUAAAUGUGUUCAGCAUAAUCACGAUGCUACGAUGAUUGAAAUGUUUUCGAAAUGUAAAACCACACAUGAUCAAAGUUUUUUUUUUUUUAAUGGGCUUGGCAAGCCUUCUCCUGCUCUAACAUAUCAGGAAUGAAGAAGCAUUUCUAAAACAUGGAAUAGCAGCGGUGGAGCCAGGGAGAAGGGAAAUGUUAAUGAUGUGGUUCACAACUAAAAUAUCACACAUGGCUGCCUGAAGGAGACCUUGUGAGACCAUUAAAUCCAAGGUCUAAAACUGCCUAUGAUGUUAUGGUCCAUGGAGGCAUAUCCCAGGAUCCAUAUUUCUCCAUCUUCACCCAUAUUUCAAAAGUCCACCCCUGUUUUCAGUUGCAUGAGCAUUUUAAUAUGGGAGUAUUGAUUCAAGUUGAACAAGAACUGUUUAUGAAUGCUGAAUUAUCGUUUGUACAAAGCAUUGGUUAAAAAUGAAUGGCAUUAUAAAAUAGCCAUUAGACUCCUCUAACCCGAAAUCUCCGUUCUCUCAGCUUGUGGAUGGCCUCACAGAAAAACCAGAGCAAGGAAACAAUGAGAUCAGGUAAUAUAUUCAUUUUUAUGUUUUUAAAUUUUAUUUUAGAAAUUGACUUCUGUUCAAAGGGAAACGAGUCCUGUGUCAUUUUCCCCACCUUAAUCACUAGUGAUUUUCAAAACAUAGGGCAUUCUGCUGCAAGUUCCUCUGCUCUGCUCCACACAGCCAGUCCACCUGUUGCUGCCUACUUGUGGGUACAGAACAACUACGUGUAGUGAUGUGUUGACUAUCCCUAGGCCUAGUGUAGUGGGGCUGAACUUUUUGGCAGUAUGCAUGCAUGGACUAUAAUGUUUCAUUCCUGUCUGAAUGAUGCUUCAACAGCAAUGGGAUUUCAUAAGAUAUAACAACUUCCUUUAACAAAAAUUGGAGCAACUGAGAAACGGAGCUUUUCGGCUACAUAAUUUUUUAAAAAUCUUUCUUAACAAAGUUGUUCAGCAACAUCUGGAGGGCCAAAGGUUCACCAUUCUUGAGUUAUCCAUUACAGUGGUACCUUGGGUUACAUACGCUUCAGGUUACAUACGCUUCAGGUUACAGACUCCACUAACCCAGAAAUAGUGCUUCAGGUUAAGAACUUUGCUUCAGGAUGAGAACAGAAAUCGUGCUCCGGUGGCGCAGCAGCAGCAGGAGGCCCCAUUAGCUAAAGUGGUGCUUCAGGUUAAGAACAGUUUCAGGUUAAGAACGGACCUCCAGAACGAAUUAAGUACUUAACCCGAGGUACCACUGUAUAUAAAUGAAAGAAGAAAUAUGUCCUUUCACUUAAGUUACACAGACCUUCAAGUCUUGGGUGUCACAAAUUCAUAUUACCUUGCAUAGAGUCUCUGGACUUCAUAGUUUGUAUUAAUAGUUUGAUACAAACGUCUGGGAAUGCUUGCUAGUGCUCAUAGAAGUUGGCCAAGGAUGAUGGGAGUUUAGCAUCAACUGAUGGGCCAAAAGUUCCCCACGUCUACAAUAACUGAUAAAUUGUGUUGUUUAAAAACACUUAAUUUAAAUCAUGUCUUAAAGGUUCAUAAACAAUAUGGAUUCAACUAUUAAUAUCACUAUGGAUGGAGUUACCUUUGGAUAUGUGGAUUAUUUUUCUGCCACAAACUACACGGCUUUCCAAAGAGGAGAGUAAGUAUUACUGUUUGUUUGCCAGAUUUUUUAAACCUGCCCUUCACCAAAAGAUCAUGGGGUGGGUUACAACCAUAUAAUAUAUGCCAUAAUUUUCCAUGUAUAGGAUGCCCCUGUGUAUAAGACAACCCCUAUUUUUUUUGAACCCCUAAUUAAGAAAUCAGUAUUUUUAAACUUUUGGGGGGGAUCUCAAAGUUGUUGAGCUACUUUGGGGUGAUUGCCCUCAAAGUUAUUGAUCGCCCUACUGAAAACCGUGUUUAAAACCCCCCAUUUUUACUCAAAAAAUUAAGAAAAAACCAUCGUCUUAUACACAGAAAAAUACGGUACAAGUAAAAACUUUAGUUAUAAAACAAAUAAUUGUCUUAUUGCAAUUAUUUGUCUCAGUGCCAACAUUUGUUUGAUGAAGUGGGUUCUAGUCCAUGAAAGCUUAUGCUACAACAAAUCUGAGUAUCUUUAAGGAACUGAGAAUACUCAUAGGAUGUGUGCUUCAAUAGACUAGGGUAUAUUAGGCAGAAAAUCUGUGACUGGAUCUCUGAAUGUAUUUUUCACUGCAAUAGAGCUAUGAGGCCCGGAAUUUGAUUGAUAAACUGGUGAUGGUGGAGAUAUUUUUAGUCCCUCUUGCACUGUACUGUUUGCCUGUUCUAAAUGGCCCCUUCAAACUGCUGUUAGUCUUGUGAGGGAGAAAAUGUGCACACUUUUUGUAAUAAUAUGACGGCAGCCACCACAAAAAAUACUGCUGCUGUCAGGGGCUGCCAUUUUCCCCGCCAUGCCCUGGAACAAAUGCAAAGUCCAAGGUAAUUAUGAGUAAAUAAAAUGCUGGCUGCCAGAAGACAGGUGGUGGUGGUGGGAGUCAGCUCGAAAAGAGAGAAGAAGAUUCAAAUGUGAGAAAACAGAUGCAUGCUUGACCAAUAAGCGUGGGUGAGUUUUGGAAGAUUGCAUUGGGGUUGGCAGGAGAGAAAGCUGUGUAAAGCAAAUGCUCUUUUUCUAGACCAGCUGGAUGGGACCCUCUGGCUUGUAGGUGGAUUUUGGCCCACAAGGCCUCUCCAUUUCACCUGCCAAGGCCAUAUUCCCCAAACCACAUCCACCUGCUCCAUACCUGAAGUCAUAUGUAAUGUCAAGUAUGGGACAGUUACAGAUGUGACUAGAUCGACUGCUUUCAGAAAGCGGGAUUAAACUUGGUCAGCGACUCCCCUUUACCCUUGCAGGCCAGCUUUGACAGGGCCUGCCAAUCAUCAUCAUGGUGUCGGAUUAUUGGCAGGUGAAAUGGAGAGGCCUACCCACCUGUCAAAGAUACAGAUUUAGCCUGCCAAGCCGAAAAGGUUGCCCCCUCUUGUUCUAGAGCCUCCUAGUUCCUGGUGAGAAGUCAUUAAGGAAACAUGCAUUAAUUGGGGUAGUUUUUACUUUUUAAAUGCUAUGGCAGACAUAGGCAAACUCAGCCCUCCAGUUGUUUUGGGACUACAACUCCCAUCAUCCCUAGCUAACAGGACCAGUGGUCAGGGAUGAUGAGUUGUAGUCCCAAAACAGCUGGAGGGCCGAGUUUGCCUAUGCCUGUGCUAUGGAAUAAUAUAAUUCAUUCUGAUCACUAGUAACGAUGGUGCACUGGGAGAGUGGUCAGAAAAACUUCCUUAGACAAUAUCCUGCCACAGCAAGCUUUAGAACUGGGAGUAAGCCGUUAACCCGAAAUGCACAUGGUUAAUGACUGUAAGCUGAACAAAUAAUGCUCAGGCUGUUGCUCUUAAUACUAGCUCUUCUUCUUCUUCUUCUUCUACUACUACUACUACUACUACUACUACUACAGCUUCAUAUACCGUAAGUGAAUUAAAUUGGGUAGGUUGUGAUCAGACUUCAUUUACCCCCUCCCAUCUUUCCUCCCAGAAAAGAAAUCACUGUUACCAUUCUCAGCAAUCUUCGUAACUGCAGUGGCAAGUCUUUGACAUUUGGGUAUGGCAGCGCUUACACUAUCAUAGUAGAUGGGGUAAGUUGUUUUGCUUAUCUUUAAGGAAUAUUGAAACACCACUGGCAGUUGAAUGAAAGUUUCUGGGUACCUGUUAACAAUGGUGCAUGAAUUAUUCCACAUGAAUUAUAAUGGUGUUUUUAUCCUCGUUAUGGCUUGCUAUCUGACCAUAAAUAUCAAGAUUAGGGAGUCUGUGACCCUGCAGCUGCCAUUAUCCUUGACCAUUCUCAAUGCUGGCUAAGACUGAUGAUAGUUGGAGCCCAACAGUAUCCAGAGGCUCACCAGUACCGAUAUAUAACAAAUAUCACAUCAUAACCAUACCAAAGUUACCAAAGUAAAAUAUAUAUGACUAGAAGUAUACUGCUGUUGUAAACACAUGUAAAAGAUUAGCACUGAAGAGUUGGUAUAGCUAAUGAUGGAAGUCACAGUAAAUGUAAAUAGGAUCUGUUUAAACUUAAAAUACACAAGCCACUUUAUAAUUCAAAGGCUUUUGGUUUCAAAUUAAAAUAUACCUGGAUGAUCUGCUAUCUAUUGAAGAUUUAGUUCCUAUCUGUCUGACUAUAGACUAUCUGACUUUUAGAAAACCUCUGAACGCAGCCAUGUAUAGGGAAGUUUUUAAUGUUUGAAAUCUUAACUGUGUUUUGAUUUGUUGGAAGCUGCCCAGAGGGCUGGGGCAACUCAGUCAAUUGGGAUUAUUAUUAUUAUCAUCAUCUGGUAGUCAUAAUAUACAACUCCCAUACUUAAUCCAUAGUCAUGUGCUCUUCUCUGCACAUUGAUCUCUUUAUAUGAACAUGCUUUCCCAUUCACUUUAGUGGAGACUGUAUCUCCCUUCAAGCAUUCCCUUGUUUCUUCCAUUGAAAUGAAUGGGGAGUCUUUGGUGACAUGGAAGCUCUGUCAGUGUGCACAGUGGAGAUUUUGUAGCCAUCAGAAUCUCUGGACGAGUGCACCUGAGAUCACUGUGUUUCUCAUUGUUGAUUUGCUUAUAAUAAUCUUUUUUAAUGUGAACAACUUAAAAAAGGGGUAGUCUUUUGCAGUUAUUCAUAUUUUACGUCUUCAGUGUCAGUUUACGCUGUGAUUAAAGUUAUUUUUAAUUUGUGCUGCCUAUUUAAAAUGCAGGGCUUUGUGUGGAUUAAUAUAAUUUGGUUUUCCUUUCAGUGCAACAGCAGUGACGUACUCCUCAACUAUGUUGAAGACAUUCAACCCAACACAAUCAGUAUGGCCUGGCAAAUUCCUCAGUAUUUCAUUAUCACCUGUGCCGAAGUGGUCUUCUCAGUCACUGGACUAUCGUUUUCAUAUGACCAGGUAGAUGACUUUGCUUGAGAGAUUUCUCAGUUGCAACGGUAGCCUUGAGAUGUUAUAAAGUAGAAACACAUGCAGACUGCUCCCAAGGAAAGACCGGCAGUAGGAUUUGCAAGUGAGCUUGUAGAAUCUAUGCAUGUCAGAUGGAUCCUAAGCCAUCUGACACACACAGCAUAGUUCUGUGAACUCAGAUUUGUAUUUUUCAAUGGUGUUCUCAUUAUGAAUAUUUUUCUAGUCCGCACAGUACUUCCCAUGUAGAAUCUGAUACAGUUCAGCCUUUCUCAACCUGUGGGUCCCCAGAUGUUGUUGAACUACAACUCCCAUCACUCCUAGCUAGCAAGACCAGAGCUCAGGGAUGAUGGGAGUUGUAGUCCAACAUCAUCUGGGGACCCACAGGUUGAGAACCACUGAUAGAGCAUGUGAUUCAGUAAAGCCAAGCUAUGGGGUUUUUUGGUGACUAGGUGUGAUCAAAAAAGAACAAAGAAUUCUACUCUGUUCCAGAAGUAAUUUCUUAGCUUGCAAACGUUUACGAGCUACAUCCAACCACCAGGAGGGCAAAACUAGAUGGUGCAUAUAGCAAUCACAUCAGGAUUGUUAAAAACAAUUAAUAGAAAGCUCAGCAGAGUGGGCGGGUGGAUGCUUCUUGACAUUUUUUUCUCCAUGGGAACUGCGAUCCCAUUGCAACCCCAGUAAUUACCCCCCCGCCACGUGUGGAUGGCAUUCGCCCUAGUAAGAGCAAAAAACAAGUGUAGGGGUGAUUUUAGUUGGAACCACAGUGGGGAAGGAAAGUGUUGCAUCCUCUGCCUCCUGAGUUUGGUAUUUAAUCCAUCCCCAUAGCCUUGACAUAAUUGCUAAAUAUGCAACUGGCCCUUGAAAAGCCAAUUUUGAAUCAUAAAUAUUCAAUACUGUACCUCAAAACAAUGUGCAAUUAAAUAACUUGUUUCGGUAGGCUCCUGCAAACAUGAAGUCUGUUUUGCAAGCUGGAUGGCUGUUGACAGUGGCUGUGGGGAAUAUCAUUGUUCUUAUUAUAGCUGGAGCUUCAAAAAUUGAAGAACAGGUAAAGUAAACUUUGUCUUAACAUCAGGGCUACAAGUUUUUAUAUAUAGAUAUACUGGUGAACACCGUUGUAUGGGGAGAAAAGUCACUAAAACACAGCUCUGUUACUAUGGCAGAGUUGUAGUUUCAGUAGAAUACUGAGCAUGCAAAGAUGUCAAUACGAUGCACAGCAAGAAAUACAGAUGGCUUUGAAUCCUUGAUCUCUAAUGUUAGUUUUACGUGUUGGAAUCUUUGAUAUAGGUUCCAUGAAGGUAGCAGGGGUCCAGUACAUUAACAACACAAUCCUAUGCAUUCAGAAACAGGUCUUGCUGUGUUCAAUAAGGCUUGUGUGUUCAUAUGGGCUGUAUAUCUUGUAUCCUGUAUGGGUGGGGAGUGGGGAUAAGUCACUGGAGAACCUUCACACUCAACAUCUGGAACUUUAAUUUUGGUACAAAAGCAUAUGGUUAGGUCGGAGAACUUCAGGAAAUCUGGUGAUUCUGGAUGGUAGCAAUUGUUUUUUUUUUAAAAAAUUAUUUUUAUUAACAAACCAAUCAAAUCACAUUAGUUCCAAAUUACAGAGCCAAAUUUUAAAUUUUUGUUGGGGGUACCCAUGCUUCGAGCUCAGAAAGGGAUCCAAUCAUCUCUAUUGCUGCUGCUUUGAUAUUCGCAGUUCUGUCCAAUUAAUAUUCACAGUUCUGUCCAUUCCUCUCUUUGUUGUUUUCCUCAUCUCUUCUUGUUAUCGUAUAUUUUUCCUUUCUUUGUAACCUCUGAUAGUUGGAUGGUAGCAAUUGUGACAUGACUUGCAUCUAAAGAUGGAAGACUUCAAUUAACGAAUCAGAAGUUUUAAGUUUUUGCAGAGCACAAUUUUGUAGCCCAUGUACUAGCAGUAGUAAUAAUAGCAUAGCCAAAGAAAGGUUCUGUUAAACCUAUAGAAAUGGAAAUCUCUAGAUACCAGAAUUUCCGUGUUAAGUGCCAGACACAAUCCUACAAAAAUUACCCCUGUUCCUUAUCCACUGCCUUUGUGGAGUGCAAGGAAAUUUGUUCCCCAUCAGGCUGCAACCCCGCUUAUCUGAGAGUAAACCACAUUCAAUUCAACAGGACUUAUUUCUGAGUAGACACAGUUAGGAUUGCAAUCUCAAUUUUCCUGAACCAUGUGCUACUUCCUAAAAGAGGUAAGCUAGGCAGUUUGGAUUCCUAAGGGCACUUCAUGUGACUGUGCUAAUAUUUGAAACAAGCUUUAAAAUAAUGUAAUGACUUCUGCUAAAAAUCCUCUUGUUCUUUGAAUUAAUGCAUAAAUGCUUAUUCGUUAGCAAUAGCAUGUUGUAUAUAUAAAUAUAAAUAUAUAUAAAUCUAAAACCUUCCCCCCCUUUUUUUUUACAGUGGGUAGAAUACGUUCUGUUUGCAGCUUUACUUGUUGCAGUUACCCUUGUUUUUGCCAUCAUGGCCUAUUUUUACACUUAUGUGGAUCCAGUUGAGGUUGAAGCUCAAAUGGUAGAGGAGGAAAAGAAGAGGGAAAAGGAACCGCCAUCUUAUGAAAAUGGAAAUGCACCCGUUUUACAGACUCAGAUGUGAGCAUAUACUAAAGGCUGAAUGAGAAUAUAAACUGUCAUUGGGACAUUGGCAUCUCUAGUCCAAGACACACAAGUGCUGCCUUAUCACUGGGCAGGGAUGGUUCGUGAACACCAUCAAAAUACACCCUCCUUCCUGAGGGCAAAGAUUAAGAAAUCUGUUCUCCUGUGAAGAAAAUGAGGACCUCCCAGUUCUUUCUCAGCAGAUUUUGCACUUAAAAAGGGAUCUGAACCUAAUUACACCUGGCCACAAUGAAAAGACAUUCAAAGUAUUAUUUUUUUAUACAGAACUGCUUUAAUUUUAUGUUGUAGCAGAAGGCAAGUGCUCCUGUCUCACAAAACAUACAGGCUUUAGAGGCUCUUUGAUAUGCUGUCAAACAGAUAAUGAUUGCUAUUAUACAUAUGUGGAGGGGUUUUCCUCCUGAAAACACGUAUCUGAGCCAGUUGAAUGUUCAUGACCCUGGUAUUGCACUACACACCUCUUCCUUUGUUUUCUGCCAGAGGACUGCCAAAUCUAGCUUCAGGUGCCUACUGUGGUAGAGAUGAACAAAGAAGAAUUGCAUUAUAAAGAAGCAAAGGCAAACGAAAUAAAACUGCGACUCCAGAAAUGAAUGGUUUGGUUUACUUUCUCAGAGGAAGAAGAGAGCUGGGCUUUCUGUUUCAUUCCUGUUGAGGAUCAGGAUAGCACAGGAAUUGGCAGCCUUUUGUAAAUCCAUGGCCCCACUACAUCACCGCAACCAGGAACACACCAUUUUCAUUACAAUAAAAUGCUAAUUUAAGAGGGUGGAGGAGACUCUAUGGGGGCACCAGGGAAAGCCUACAGCCUUCAUUGGCCCUGCCUUGAGUGAUUCUGCCUGCCUAAAACAUGUCCGUGAACUCUGACAAUGCUCCUUGUCUGGGUGGAAGAUAGAGAGGAAUGCAAAUACAACCUGGUCUGCUGUACAAAGGUAAAAUUACAUUUGUAGCUUUGCCCACUUUUGCCUUUGUCCUUGCCCUCCACUCUCAUGUGGCCUUUGGAAGACUGUCCAGAAGGGAAUGUCACCUUUUGCACUGCUCCUCAUCUGUAUACUGUGCUAUUUUUCUAGAAAAAAAUAGGUGCUGGAACUCGCCAUAAACACCUCCCUCGUUCUGUUAGAAUGGCAAUGGUGCCAACUGAGUUCUGGCAAGUCUCAGCUUAAAAAAAGGCCUGUCUGUAUGACUUACAUACCACCCCCAUCUUCAGACUAUCUUAUAAACCAAAAAAGAUUAUCAAAACAAGCAACAAUCUAAAGAGAUUUCUUAAGGUAUAACAGAGAGGGAUUGGCAAUUGAUGGGCUAUGGUGAGGCCCCCUUUUCGUGGUAACAGACCAGGGCUCUCUUCAGCCACAUUACUGCAAAUUCCAGGACACAUGGAUGUUAGACUGGAGUAAUUAUACACUGCUGCUACCGGGACCAUAGGAGUUUGUUAAAAGUCGGAAGCAUUGAUAGAAGGAUUUUGGGAGAUCCAUGUAUAUGUGGGUGGAAGGAAGGAUCAGAUCAAGUAAAAUAAAUAAUUAAAUCAUCCACUGGCCAUCAACAUAUAAAACUAAAAGCCUAUAAAAUCCCUUAGCCCUCCACUUAGUUGCAUAAUAAAUAUGAUAUACAGUACAUUUAGAUACAAAGAGUGGAAGGGCGAGGGAUCACCAGCGACAUGGCAGGGAACAACACACCCACAUUCCCCUUCCAGCACAUUAGCUUGGCUUAUAUGAAUCUAUAAGACAUGGGUUCUGAAUUUAUGCUUUAAGAAAGGGUAUGCUGUAUUAUGAGGGAUGCGGGUGGCGCUGUGGGUUAAACCCCAGAGCCUAGGACUUGCCGAUCAGAAGGUCUGCAGUUCGAAUCCCCACAACGGGGUUAGCUCCCGUUGCUCAGUUCCUGCUCCUGCCAACCUAGCAGUUCGAAAGCACAUCAAAGUGCAAGUAGAUAAAUAGGUACCUCUCCGGUGGGAAGGUAAACAGCGUUUCCGUGUGCUGCUCUGGUUCGCCAGAAGUGGCUUAGUCAUGCUGGCCACAUGACCUGGAAGGUGUACGCCUUGGCCAAUAAAGCGAGAUGAGCGCCGCAACCCUAGAGUCGGUCACGACUGGACCUAAUGGUCAGGGGUCCCUUUACCUUUACGCUGUAUUAUAUUUGUAUACUGCUCUAUACCCACAGGUCUCAGGGUGGUUACAACAUAAAAUCAAAAUAUGAAAACACGAAAUACAUAAUAAAAACAAAAAAACAUGAUAUAGUUGUGAUCCCAUUAAUAGUUUGGGUUUCUAAUUGUACCCACCUAUUGGUAUCAUCCAAUGUGUGGGAAACAAAAUGUCUAAUUUGGUUUGCUUGGCAAUACUUAGUUAAAUCAGGAAGCCCCCCCCCCCCAAUUUUAAAGGUAAGCACAGCAGCUUCCCACCUUUUCUAGGUCAUUUGCAAGCAAAAAUAAAAUAAUUCAGCUGCCGCUGCCAGCUCCAAAGCUGUUUAAAAGAAACUGAAAUUGGUAAGCUCUGAAUAAGAAAAGUUAGCUUAGGAGGAACAAUAGUUUUAACCAACGCUAACCUUUCAGGAACCUUCAAAAUCAUUUCCCUCCACCUUUUUUUGUCGCAAGAGAUCGGUUGUCAAAUGGGUUUAAAUUGG